GGCGCUGGCGCCCUGUCACGUGGUGCGCGCGGGGAAAGGGCUGGAAGGAGCCGCUGGUGUGCGAGCGCGAGGCCCCGCCGUUGUCUCUAUAAGUGCUGUGGGGAACAAGUCUGUUCUGCAGGAGUUUUGUAAAGCAUUUUUGUGCCGACUGUGUGAGGAAUGAAGUGAAAUCAGAAGUACUUCCAUCCUGAAGAGAGUUAAACUGAAGAGAACUGUUUGUCUAUCAAUGGAUUCAUCACUUGACAACCAAAAAAAAAAAUAAAGAAAAGAAAAGGAGGAGGAGAACCUCAAACAGUCCAUUAAUCCUGAUGGAGCACCAGAAGUUUCAUGAUGAACAGUCAAAAUUUUGUCUGAAUGUGGACAGUGAAAACAUGGAAACAUUAAACACAGAAGUGAGUUCACUUGGCACUGGGGGCCCUGACAGAAACAUAAAUCCAGAAGAAGAAAUGUUUAAGAAAAGGGCUGUUGUGGCUGGUGAGGCUUUUGAAAUUCCUAAAAUAAAUUGUGUGGACAAUGAUGAUAAUGAUAAAGGAAGCAGAACUGUCCAAAGUGAAACAUGGUUUGGUGUUGGUGAUGAUUUGGAUGAAAAUUGUAAUAAAGAACUCAGUAGCACUCUAAAAAUCCCAGCUCUUGAGGCAUUGCGGGAAAAUGAGAAGUCACAUAGCAUGAAAAGUUAUUUGAAAGUCCAAAGUCCAGAAGAAUCAGUAACAUUACAGGGAGCAAGACUGACUUGUUUGGAUGCUCUCAAAACAGAGUUUCAUCUUAAUAAUGAAGGAACCAAACUGAAAGAAUUGUUAAGUCAAAUGGACUUUUCAGGAAAUCUUUCGAACUCCUGGGACCAGGGAACUCACUCCAAGUUGCCCAUCAUUCCUGAUCUGAAAGAGGAGAAAGAGCUGUUUAGCUUUCACCUCCCAGCUUGCAAUGAGCAGGUUACAGGCAAGAGAGUGGGAGAAACACAUGCCAGUGACCGUGUUUCAAAUGAAGAGCAGAGUGAACAGUCAACAGUUACUCUGAAUGUGGUUAACCAGAACAAGGUGUCAUCAGAAAGUGAAGUCAGAGUAUCUGGAGAGCAUUCAUCUUACAGCAGAAGCCCUCAUGUCAAAGAAAUAAAAGCAAAGGAAACCAAUUUUAGAGAAAAGAUGAUUGUGUCUGGUGGACCUUCUGAAAGUCCUAAGCAAAAUUGUGACAACGACGAGAGGGGAAGCAGAACAAUUGUAAUUAAACCCUGUUACAUAGGCUUGAAAGACCUCAAGGAUGAGUUAAAAGAAAAAUGUAAAGAUUCUUUAAUAAGCUUAGAUAUUGAAACACAGUCACUAAAAAUGAAAAAUGAGAGGCAGGCAAGUUUUUCUGACGUAUUCCAAGUUCCUUUACAUAAAAACAAUGUUAAAAAACAAAAUAAAAUAAAAAUCCAAAACAUUAAGGCACCGUUGGAAAAUGAAAAACUGAACAACACGGAAAAGAAAGAGAUCAAAAGUCAUGGAGAAGCAGUCACUUCAAGAGAAUCAGAUAGUAUGGAUACAAAGAUUGACCGUAACUCUGCAGAAACUCAAGGAAAAAGGUCAUUUACUCAAAUGGAUUCUCCAGAUCUUUCAGAUAUGAUUGGGGAUGGCAUUUUCUCUAGGCUGUCGCUUGUGGAAAAAGAGUAUAAUUCUAAAGUUUCAGGAAGACUUUUUACCAGUAAUAUUAGUCAGUUCGGCAGGAUUAUUCUGGCACCUGGAAACACUUUGCAGACUAAGGAUCUUCAAGGAAUUCCAGGGGAAAGUCCCUCCACAUAUUUGUCAGCCAGCAAGACAGAGAAUGUGUUUGGUGAGGGAAAGUCCCAUAAUAGAUCUCCUGUCCUGCCUGAUCAGAGUGAUACUACUGAAGACAUACACGUCACAGUCUGUGAACCCAGCUGCAUUUCACCACCUAUUGUGGAAAAGUUUGGGGCUAAUCAGAAGGGUGAACUUCUUAGCAAAAUGAAGAAUCAGAUGCCCAGAGUGGAAGGUUUGGUUCAGUAUUUCUUAGAGGAAUCUGCUGAAGAAGUUUCCCGGGGACAGUUGAAUGUGGAAGAACAGAAAUCCUUAAACCAAGGAAACUUCAAAUCCAAUGAUGAAAGUGACGAUAGUUCUCGGUUUCUGAUGGAAAUUGCAGAGGACUUAGAUAAUAUAGAUGUUGCGAAUGUCCCUGAUGGACAAAAUAAGGCUGUGAAACAGGAGACUAGAGGAGAGCAUUUGAAUCCUAGUAAGGUCACCUUGCAGUCAGAAAGCAUGGAGGUGCCAGUGUCAAGGAGACACAAGGCAGAAUGUCAUUCUUGCUCCAAUGACAUAAGCAAAAUCAAGCACAAUGAUAUUAAAAAAACCACAGCUUUUUGUUGUCAUGAAUCAGACAGAGAUGGACAAAGUAGUUGUGUAGGAAAAGUAGCAGCUCCGGAUUCAGCCCAAGAAACCUGUCUCAUAGGGGAGGAAGAGGGCCCUUUGGUUCAUCAGUCACAUGGUGUGCAAAUUGUGUAUUACAAAAUGUCUGGGCCAGUAGUCGGACUCCUUGGAGUCCCCAGCAAGGCCUGUAAGCCAAGGAGACUGCAGAGACUGGUAGAAUUGGAGGAUUCUUCAGAUGAUGAGAUGUGUGUUUGUUGCCAGCCCCCUAAGAAAAUGUCUAGGCUUGUCCUGGGAGUCUCCAACAGCAAGGCUUGUAAGCCAUGUAAGAUGCGGAGAGUGGAGGAAUUGGAGGAUUUAUCAGAAGACGUAUAUGUUGAUUUCCAGGUUACUCAGGAAAUUAAAGACAGCGAUUACCACCCAACAUUACAUAAAAAAGAAAUGAAGCAGCUCCUGAAACCAUACGCAGCACAUGUGCGUUGGCAAAAGCCUUUGAACUCACAUUACAGUAAUGAAAAGAAGAGGAGGGGUAGGACACCAGCCUCUAAAGAAGCUUCGGCUUCUGUUCAUGAUAUGCAGCUGUCUGAAGAACAAAGUCGAAUUAAGGUCAUUGACUCAUUGCGUGGGAUGUUACAGAAAAGGUUGGAGGAGUCUCCUGAUCUGAAUGUCCAUGAAGAUACAAUAUUGACAUUAGCAAACAAUGUGGAGAAGGAAAUAUUCAACCUCUUUCUUUGUGUUGACCAGCGAUACAAAAACAAGUACCGCAGUCUCCUCUUUAACCUGAAAUCUCCGAAAAAUAAGCUCCUCUUCUACCGGGUGGUUCUUGGAGAGGUUUCCCCCCAGAGUCUUGUUCAAAUGAAUUCGCUGGAGCUGGCACCAAAGGAGUUGGCAGAGUGGAGAGCUAAGGAGAGCAAACAUGUGCUGGAGGUGAUAGAAAAACAGCAGCGAGAAACACCAAGGUGUUGCCCCACAAAACUGACCCACAAAGGAGAAAUAGAGAUACACAGGGAGGUGGAUGAGGACUUUACUUUGGAAGACCUAUAUGGAUCAGCACUAUGUAUGGACAAGAAACCUAUUUCCCAGCCAGCUGCCGAGUCCAAAAGAGACACCACUGACCAGCACAGGAGUCACUUACUGGACCUCGACUGCCUUAUCUGUACAGGAAGGAUGGCUCCUGAUGGUGAGAGAGGUUUUAACCCACUGCAGAGGAAACCAACCUCAAAGAAGAAGGCAGAAGAUAGCUCCAGAAGAUUACAUUCAACUGGUGUCUAUUCAUACAAAGAGAGAAGACAUUUGGAGAAAGACAGGCCUGCCUCAACUGGUGUCCUCAAGAAGAGUCCAAGGCUACAGAAGCAAGUCAAAGACACUGUGUUGUGGGAAGGAUUCAUUCAGAUGUUCAGCAUUAAACAGUUUGCCGCAAAAGCGUAUCCUGUUUCAGGCUACAGCACUUGUCUCAUUCAAGCGUUACCGGAGCUGAUUCAGUCAAGGGGCUGUAUUCUCCCGGAGGACGUCUGGGAUUAUUUAGAGAGCAUAUGGCCAGCUGAAGCCAAGGAGAUGAGCAUGAUACGAUUCUGCCCUGCCAUGACCAAAGACUUCAGCACCUACAACAUGCUCUACUCGUAUUUGAACAACAAACAGAGAUACGGCAUUGUGAACAGCAACCAGAUGGAAAUGUUCAUGGUACCGCUGCCAGCCUUCCAGCCAAUACCUGCCAAAUUCCAUCCACUUGGUGGCCCAGGUCUUGAUGCAAGUCACUCUUGCUUGUUGCUGGGACUGAUUCUCCCAAAGAAAGUCUCAGGCGACCCUUCUACAGGUAGUACGGGGCCCAGCCCCUUAAGGGAAACAAAAAGAAAGACAGUGACUUUUAAAAAUAACCUUGUGACCAAAUGCUUUUCUCCUCCUCUGGACGGUUCUGGGAGCACCAAACUGGCUGAACCAUUUCAACAGGUACCUUCCAGGGCAUUCACAGGUAAGUGGCUGUCUAGGAACGCGUAUCCUCCAGCGGUUUUUCACAGCCAGGAGCCCUAUAAUAAUAUGUUCACUCUCAGUACGGCAGUGGGUGAAGUCAUAAAUGGAGGGACAUGGCAUGCAGCAUCUUCUUCACACUGCCAAAACAGAAAGGAGGAAACAAACCAAUCCAUGCAGGAUUGUGCUUUCCAUUCACUUAGCAACUUCUCCUGGAUGGGAGGGCAGUCCUUCAGCACGGCUCAGGAAUCAUUGGGAAGGCAGCAGAGUAUGACUGAGGGACAUACGGAGUUUCAGGCUGAUGCAGGGCCAGCCACGUCACAGAACUGGAAUCACGGACCAUUGUCUUCAUGCUCCUUAUGCUCACAUGAAUGUGGUGGCAAUGAUGUUCAGCAGUUAUUAGGCAUAUUCUGUCCUGGAGUUGCCUCUUCUGGUGGAGUUUCUCAGGUGCCAUCUGUGCCCCAUCUUCUUUCCAGUGAACCUUCUGCUACAUCUGACCUCCAAAAUCAUGCUGCAACUGGAGACUUCAAUCCAACCAUUCCUGUGGGGGAAGCUUUGUCUCUGAUCCAGCAUCUGGAGGCACUGGUGCAGUUGAAUUCACAGAUUCAGAACCAGACUCUUUUCCCACUUCCUUCGUUAGAUCUUUCUGCAAUCCUACAGGCAACCACACCUGGGGAAUCUCAGAUUGUUGGAGGAUCCACAUCUCCAUCCGUCCAGCAGGAAGGUGGCAUGUGUCCCCAGUCUCAGUUGACCCUUCCUCCCUUUUGUGGACCAGUAUAUCCCCCUUCUGGUUGUUAAUUACAACGUGUCCUGUAGGGAGCUCCACAGAGAAUCAUUUGUACAAUUGUGUACUCCUAACAUGAAAGAAGCAUAUACAUAAAGAGUUUGCAACUCAUCUUAAAAACAUCAACCUCUGGAAUUUAAAAGGGCCUCCCCCAAACUUUUGAGAGUUGUGGAUAGGUUGAAACAUGCCCGUACAGAAAGAAGGCUUACAGAAUUAUUUCACCGGGAACAGAUGGAAUAAUGAGCAGCGCUCUAAAUACAUCAGUGGCCAGAUAUUGAUCAGAACGGAAAAAGUAGGGGAAGUGUUACGAUUACUCCAUGUAAGCUGUUUUCUGGUCACUCUGCUUUCUGUGGCCAUUGAAAAGGAAUUUUUGGCCAUUUCCCUGUGCACUUGAGGGGAGGGGGAGUGACAAGGAAGUACUGUGCACUAAGAAAAGUGUGUGUGUGAUGGGGCAGAUCUGAGACUUACUGAGAAAUAAUGUGCUACUGAAAGAAGUUUUAUUUUUUUUUUUAAUUUUUAAUUCCAUCCAGUCCUGGUGGUGGUUGGAGCUUUUCCGUAUACGAAAGGUUUUUAGAUGACUGUAUUACAAUUAUACUGAGCAUAAGGAGUUUCUCCCACUGGUAGAAAGGGACCUGCUGUUGACGUGUUACUGGCAUUUCCUUCACCAGCAAUUGCAAAAAAUGUUUUGUCUAUUUACAAUACGGUAUUUUUAAAAAAACGUUGAUGCAGGAUGUAAGAAUCCAGAAGAUGGGUGCUGGUUGUUAGAGGCACCUACGAUGUAGGCACUGUUCUUUUACACUAUACCAUGACCGAUUGUUUUUUAAAUAUUGUAUUUUUACUUUGACCAGUAACCACCACUGCACAGUAACACUGGAGACUUGAGUUCAAAUAUAGGCUGGAUUCACAUGUGACUUGCAAUCUGAAUCGUAGCAACCACGGUUGUUCUAUUUUGAUGUUAUGGAACCUGUACUGUUUAAAAAUGUUCAGAGUAAGAGAAAUAAAGAUUCUUUGGCAGUUAUG
Chelonoidis abingdonii (Abingdon island giant tortoise) is the source of this 6123-nucleotide messenger RNA. RefSeq names its product SPOC domain containing 1 (gene SPOCD1). Gene Ontology annotation, biological process: DNA-templated transcription. The record is from RefSeq and is a predicted model, not a curated record. NCBI's taxonomy places the organism in Eukaryota, Metazoa, Chordata, Testudines, Testudinidae. Gene Ontology annotation, cellular component: nucleus.